Messenger RNA from Penicillium longicatenatum, 1009 nucleotides. RefSeq names its product translation initiation factor eIF2 subunit alpha. The record is from RefSeq and is a predicted model, not a curated record. Gene Ontology annotation, cellular component: eukaryotic 48S preinitiation complex; eukaryotic translation initiation factor 2B complex; eukaryotic translation initiation factor 2 complex. Gene Ontology annotation, molecular function: ribosome binding; RNA binding; translation initiation factor activity. The transcript has 4 exons. The coding region runs from base 83 to 1009 and encodes 308 amino acids. NCBI's taxonomy places the organism in Eukaryota, Fungi, Ascomycota, Eurotiomycetes, Eurotiales, Aspergillaceae.
GCUGCUUCUUGGACUGUCGUCUCCUCAGUCCUGUUUUCCGCCGAAACCCCGUCGCUGAAAAUCAGAUCGCAACCCCGCCAAAAUGUCGUUAACAAAUUGCCGUUUUUACGAGGAGAAGUACCCUGAGGUGGACAGCUAUGUCAUGGUCAAUGUCAAGCAGAUUGCCGAGAUGGGCGCAUACGUGAAGCUGCUCGAGUACGACAACAUUGACGGCAUGAUCCUGCUCUCCGAACUGUCCAGAAGACGUAUUCGCAGUAUCCAAAAGCUCAUCCGUAUUGGCCGCAACGAGGUUGUCAUCGUGCUCCGUGUCGAUAAGGAGAAAGGUUACAUCGACCUGUCGAAGCGCCGUGUCUCUCCCGAGGAUGUGGUGAAGUGUGAGGAGCGUUACAACAAGAGCAAGGCGGUCCACUCUAUCUUGCGUCACGUCGCCGAGGCAGCUCAGACUCCUCUCGAGACCCUAUACCAGCAGAUUGCCUGGCCGCUGGACAAGAAAUACGGUCACUCCCACGAUGCAUUCAAGAUCUCCAUCUCCAACCCCGAGGUGUGGAAUGACAUCGAGUUCCCCAGCGAACCCGUGAAGAAGGAGCUCCAGCUUUACAUCAGCAAGAAGCUCACCCCCGCCCCCACUAAGGUCCGUGCCGAUAUUGAAGUCACCUGCUUCAGCUACGAAGGUAUCGAUGCCGUCAAGAACGCCCUGCGCACCGCCGAGGCCGAGAACACCCCCGAAAACCAAAUCAAGGUUAAGCUGGUCGCUCCCCCUCUGUACGUCCUGACCAGCCAAUGUCUGGACAAGCAGCUGGGUAUUCAGCAGCUGGAAGCCGGUAUCCAAAGGAUCGAGGCCAACAUCAAGGCCGCCGGAGGUAACUGCACCGUCAAGAUGGCGCCCAAGGCUGUUACCGAGCACGAUGAUGCUAUUCUCCAGGAGCUUAUGGAGAAGCGGGAGCGCGAGAACCAGGAGGUCAGCGGAGACGAGAGCGGCUCUGAGAGCGACGAGGGUGUGCCCGAGUAA